UAUUUUUGGCCAUCCGACUUCACUGCAGUCUGCCGCUCUCCUUCUCCGGCCAUGGCGCUCCUACUUUCAGCCAGCUUCUCAUUGCCGCACUACCACCGCCAAACUCAAUUUCAGACAUCUUACUCAAGGAGAUUAACUGGUGGAAGACUUUCAAAUUCACUUACCAGUCGAGCAGUGAAAAAGCGUGUAUCAGGCAAGUAUUGUGGCGAAGGCAUGAUUUCAUUGACGGGGAGGCAUUCGAGAGAAUGGGUUGAUGUAGGUGGUGCAUGUUGUUGUGUACAUGUCUGGAUUUCAGGGUUUUGGAUGGGGCCAGAUGCAGAAGACGGAUGGGGUUUCGUAGAAGCCACUGUAUAUAUGUGCAAAAAAGACGAUUCCGUCGCCUUGGCGGCCCCCACACUCCGGCCCAACAUCAUGUGA
This is a messenger RNA of Salvia splendens (bonfire salvia), 417 nucleotides long. RefSeq lists its product as uncharacterized. NCBI's taxonomy places the organism in Eukaryota, Viridiplantae, Streptophyta, Magnoliopsida, Lamiales, Lamiaceae. Bases 52 to 417 code for a protein of 121 amino acids. The record is from RefSeq and is a predicted model, not a curated record. The transcript is spliced from 4 exons.